Drosophila busckii is the source of this 5488-nucleotide messenger RNA. RefSeq lists its product as uncharacterized. The record is from RefSeq and is a predicted model, not a curated record. NCBI's taxonomy places the organism in Eukaryota, Metazoa, Arthropoda, Insecta, Diptera, Drosophilidae. Gene Ontology annotation, biological process: regulation of telomere maintenance. Gene Ontology annotation, cellular component: nucleus.
AAUGGCGAAGUGAUUGCUAUUGCUCUUUUUCUUUUUGUUCGAAUUUCAUUUUCGCGUCGAUAUACUAGAGCAACCGAAUAAAUUAUAUAAAAACCGCGCCAACGCCAAACAAAUUACAGCAGCAUGUGGAAUCAAUGGUCGGUCGGCGGAGCGGUGCCAACUGUGCCAAUGGCUGGACUGCCACCACAGCCGUCCGUGCCACCGCCACUGGGGCAACCGCCGCCGCCACCGCCAUCGGAUAGUUCUUCCGCUGCUGCGCCCGCAACUGCAGCUUAUCCCGUUGCUACGACUACCGCCUAUAUGAGCAGCGCGGCAUCAGCACAAACAAGCAGCAACCCCUAUGAGCAGCACACUGCCGCCCAGUAUGCGGCAAUGACCCCAGAUCAACAGUAUAUGGUGCAACAACAUUGGCAGCAGUGGCAAGCCUAUCAGCAGGAGUAUGCCAAAUGGCAUGCGCAAUACGGCGAGCAGUACAUGCGGGAAACGGCCGCGGCAGCUGCCAGUGGCACAGCAAAUGUGGCGCCCGGUGCGGCGGCAGUUGCUACACCCAUUUUGCCUGUCUACCCACAAAUGGCGCCACAGUUGCCAGUGGUGCAGCCCGCUGCUGCAACAGCCGCUGCAGCUUAUUAUGCACAAACGGCGCCGCCACCAGUUGCAGCUGCGCCACCUCCAGUGGCCGGUAAAAUAAUGGGACAGCCACAUAUGUACAAUCAGCCACCUCCACCACCUCCACAGGGCUACCAGCAGCAGCAGCCUUACCAACAAGGUCCACCACCAGCAGCAGCUAAUAAGUGGCAGCAGCAGCAGCCGCAAAGAUAUGAUCAUAUGCCGCCCGUUGGCUACAAUCAAGCUCAACAUGCGCCUGAUGGCAAUAUGUUUCCCAACUUGCAGCAACCACCGCCAACGUUUAUGCAGCAGGCGCCGCCAAACCAAAUGGAAUCACCUUGGUCCAACAACAAAUCCAAUAACGCCAAUAGAGCUAACAGCAACGAGCAGCAGGGCGCAGCCAACAACAACAACAACAAUGCCCGCAACAACAAUCGCUGGCAAGGCCCCCAAGGCGAUGUCAGCAAUGCCAGCAACAACAACAAGCCAAAUCAAUUUGGUAAUCGUCGCAAUUGGCAAUCUGGCAAUUCUGGUAAUAACCGCAACAGCAAUAACCAGGAUGAUCUCUCAGCAGCUGGUCCAGGUUCAGGUCCAGCAGUUGGUUGUUCGGGUAACUUUGGCAACGAUAAUUUUGGUAACUUUGGCAACAAUAGUGGAUCUGCAGCUAUGGACAAUUAUGCUGGCAGCAACAACAACAAUCGUCGCAGCAACAAUAACAGCAACAACAACAACAUUGGCAUUAAUCGUUGGCAAGCUGGUGCUGCUGAAAACGCAUCCUAUAACAAUAGCAGCAAUAAUUAUAAUGAUGCGGGCUUUCAAGCAAACAACAAUAAUGUAAACAACAACAAUGGCAGCACGGGUCGCCCAACAAUCUUGUCUCAUCAGCGCAUUAGUCCGCCGGAACUGGAUGAGGCAAGCUUUGAUCGUUUGUUUGAUCAAUGGGAGAAACAAUUUGAGGAUUGGAAGCGUGCCAAUGCAAAUCAUCCAGAUCGCGAUGAAUAUCGACGCUAUGAAGAGGAAUUCGAAAAGCAGCGUCGACGCAUUGCCGAGCGACGCGAACUGAUGCGACGCCGGCGUCAGGGGCAGCAACAGCAGUCGCCAGACCAGCAACAUCAACAGCCACAACACCAACAACAGCCACCAUCAUCGAAUCAGCAGCAGCAGCAGCAACAACAACAACAACAACAACAAAGGCGUCCUUUUGACAAUAAUGAGCCUGCUGGUCGUUUUGGCAAUCGUAGAGACAGAAGCAUGGAUAAGGAUGAGCAACUAAAGCAGCCACCGCCUGCAACGAAGCCAGCCACUCAAGCUAAGCCUCAACAAGAGCCCAACAAGGAUAAAGACAAUGUUAAGAUGCCUUUGGGCAAGCGUAAGGCUGAAGCGGUAGCCAAAUCCGCGCCAGCCAAGCAAUCAAAGCAGGAGCAAAUCUUAACCAUCUCGCUGGAUGAUGACGAUGAUGAUGAUGAUGAUUGUGUGGUGGCUGUGCAGCCGGAUAUAUCCGAUAUAUCCAAUGACGAGACAUCCAAUGCCGCCGAUACGCCCAUGAAGAAUAUAUUCCAGAAAAGCGAUGGCAUACCAGGUCUGGAUUUAGUUGCUGAGGGCGCCGCUGCUGCUGCAGCCUCAGCUGAAGCUAAUGAUGCUGCCAAGGUAGACAAGAAAAUCCCUUCGCUGUUUGAUGUGGUCAUUACCAAGCCCGGAGGAGAUGUUGCUAAGCAGAAUGAGGAAGUAGCAGCUGCUAGCGCCGCCAAAGAAAAUGAAAUGCUGGCGGAUAACGUUAAUAAUGCACUCAAGGAUCCGGAGUUCAUGAACAAUCUGUCGCAGGCCUUGGCAAAGGCGCGGCAGGCUAGCGCUGAGGAAUCCAACAACAACAAUAAGCAAAGAAAUAAUAAUAAGGCUAGCAGCAACAAUAAUAAUUACAAAAGCGAUGACAAUAACGAUGGACGUCCUAUAAGCUUUGCUGAGUGGCAGCGCAAGAAGAAUAAUCAAAACAACGCGCCCAAUGAGCAACCGGGUCCUGGUAAUGGUCCUAACUUCGGACCAAAUGGGCCACCAUAUGGACCAGAUGGCUCACAGCUGAUGGGGCCAAACUUUGUUGAUUUCAAUGGUCCACCUGGUAACUUUGGACGCAAUGGUGCACCAAAUGGACCAAACUUUGGUGGCCGCAAUGGACCUGGUCCAAAUGGUCCAUUUGGCCGAAACUUUGGACCCAACAAUAAUAACUUUAAUGGACCUGGACCUGGGCCAAAUUUCAAUGAUCGUGGUGGUCCCAAUUUCGGGCCAAAUUUCCGUGGCAACGGUCCCGGCCCUGGCGGACAGUUUCGUCCCAACUUCUGCGGCCCUAAUGGACCUGGCAACGGACCAAACUUUGGUGGACACUGCGGGCCAAAUGGGCCGCCAAACUACGAUCCCAACUCGUUUAGUGAUAAUCCGUUUAGACGCAACGGUGCACCCAGCUUCGAUGAUAGCCCACGCGAUGGACCAUUUGGCCCCGGACCGCGUGGCAACAACUUCGGGCCGCCGCGUGGUAACAACUUCGGACACAAUGAUAACCACAACAAGAAGCCCUGGUCUGAUAGCGCGGACAGCCACGCCCACGCCCAUACCCAGAGCCACGCCAACGCCCACACAAAACGUGCUAAGAUGUCCGGCGAGCCAAUCUUUCGGCCAGUGAAAGUCUUUGACUAUCAGAGCAGCCACAGCACGCCGCCCAAGGUGAUCGACUAUGGCCAUGGCUCGGCAAGUGCAGCAGGCGGACGAAUAAUCAGUGCAGGUGGAGCUGGAGUUGGCAUGGGAAUUGGCAUUGGAGCGGGAGACUUUCGACCAGUGAAGACAUUUGAAUAUGGACACGCGGCGGGGGCGGCGCCAGUAGUAGUCGCCAAUCGUAAUUUGAAUUUAAGCAACAACAACAACAACAGCAACAACAAUAAAAAAAAGAAUAAAAAGAAAAACAAAAAUCAGCGUCAAAGAAUGUUGCAACAGCAGCUGCAGCAGCAACAAACAGAACAACAACAACAUCAGUCGCAAGUGUUAAGCGCAGCCGCUAAGAACACCAGUGGCAGUCAAGCAGCUGAUCUAGAAGAUAUAUCCGAUGGCGAGGAAAACUUAACUGGCGAUGAGGUGCCGCCACCAGCACCAAAGUUCAAGCAGCAGCAGCAGGAGCAGCAAUCAUCAUCAUCAACAGCAGCAGCAGCGAAUGCACAACGCUGCAUGCUCAACAGUCAAUCGCCCUUAGUUUUAGUCAAUCAAGCAACAGACGCUGCCUGCGCGGAGAGUGUGGUCAGCUCCACUUCGGAGGAGCGCAGCACAAUUGCCAUUGAUGAGCUGCUGUUGCCGCCGGGUCGUCAGUUGCGAGCCAAACGCAUUUGCAUCAUCAUACGCGGUCCGCCUGGCAGCGGCAAGUCGCAUGUGGCGCGUCUGAUUAAGGAUAAGGAGCUGGAGAUGGGCGGCGCCAAUGCGCGCAUACUCAGCAUCGAUGAUUACUUCAUUAUCGAGAAUGAGUAUGAGGAGAAGUGCCCAAAGACAGGCAAAAAGAUACCCAAAAAGGAAAUACUCUACGAGUACGAUGAGAACAUGGAGGAGACCUAUAUGCAAUAUUUGCUUAAAUCAUUUAGGAAAACGCUCAGUGAUCAUCUCUACGAUGUGAUCAUUGUCGACUGCAACAACAACACGCUGCGCACCCUCAAUGAGUUCCAUAGCAGCGCCAUUGAAGCAAACUUUGCGCCAUACGUAAUUGAUUUGCACUGCGAUGUGGAGACUUGUCUAGGACGCAACAGUCAUCAGCGGAGCGAGGCGGAGAUACGCGCUGUAUUGGAGGAUUGGGCUGAGACGCCGCCGCAUUUUAGGAAGCUGGACGUCUCGACGCUGCUGGAGAAUGUCGUAGAGAUGGAAGAUGUUGAGAAUAUGGCAACGGACGAUAAUGCCAACACCGAAGAGCAAACUCAAGAGUCGAGCGUUGACGAACCUCAAGCUGUUGCUGCUGCUGCUGUUGCCGCCGCCGCUGCUGCUGCUGCUGCAUCUGCUGCACUUGUGCAUGAAGACGAGGAUAGCAACAGCGCCGACGCUGCCAAUAAUUGCGGCUUUCUGAAAAGCAAAUGGGAGAACGAUACCACUGAAGACAAUUUGGCUCGUUUGGAUGGCACCAAGCGGCUGCUGCUGCAUAAACGCAACAGCGCUGCCACCAGCAUGGAGGAGUUUUUGCAGCUAGACGACUGGCAGCCACCCACAAUUAAUGCCGCCGAUGGCAAGAAGCGCGUGCGCUGGGCGGACAUUGAGGAGAAGCGUGCACAGCAGAAAAUGCGUGCCAUUGGCUUUGUGGUGGGCCAAACGGAUUGGAAGCGCAUGAUGGAUCCAAAUGCGGGCAAUCGUGCGCUCAACAAAACCAAAUACAUUGAGCGUGUUAAUAAGCGUCGCUAAGCUGCAGCUGUCAUUGGAUUAUUAGUUUAUAUAGUGCAACCGAUUAUUAACAAUUUGUGUGUGUGUGUGAGUGUGUGUGUGUGUUGCAUUGCAUGCAACUGAGCUCUGUAAGCUUUUGAAUUCCAAUACACCUAGUGCUCAAUUUAUCUGAAAUAUAUUUGUUUUUGGUUUGCAUGCUCAUAGUAUUUUCUAUAUAUAUAUAUCAUUAUAGUUAUUAAGUCAUUAUUUAAUACGUUUCAACACGCGCAGACAGCAGCGUGCAUUACUCAAAUGUUUAUUGUUUAACAAAUCAAUUUUGUUUGAAUAACUUUGUCAGCAAAUAGUUUAGCAUGCUUUUUAUUUUAAUUUUUUGUUUGUGUAAAUAAGCAUAAGUUAUACAACAACUUAAUAUAAAUCAAAAGCUCGAAAGUACAAAUUAAUGAAAGUAUUGUGAUUUUGUUGCGGGGCUAAUAAAGAAAUUUAUAAUAUA